AUGAGUCUACUAGUGUGGAACUGUCGCGGGCUUAGGAACCUAGUGACAGAGAAAGAGCUUGGUGAGAUUUCCCAGGCAAAAGAUCCCUCUGUCAUGUUCAUUGCCGAAACAUGGGCAGAUGAAGUAAGGCUAAAAUCUAUAAAACAAAGGUUACAUUUCGAUCACAUGUUUAUGGUCCCUCGGAUUCAUAGAGGUAGGGGACUCGUGCUAUAUUGGAAGGAGUCUAUCAAGCUGAAUGUGGAAACUUCAUCAAAAAACCAUAUUGAUUGUAUCAUAGGGAAGGGAAGUGAAGAUGCGUGGCGGUUUACAGGAUUUUAUGGCGAGCCUAUUACCCAUAGAAGAUUUGAGUCUUGGGAGUUACUGAGACAUUUGAAUAGGCAAUUUGGCUUACCUUGGCUGUGUAGUGGGGACUUUAAUGAGAUUUUGAGAGGAUCGGAGAAGAUGGGAGGGAGUACUAGUAGCCACACACAAAUGCAACUUUUUAGAGACACAAUUGAUGAAUGUGGUUUUUUGGACAUGGGUUACAAGGGUCAUCUGUUCACAUGGAAGAAGUUUUUUAGUGAUGGGAGAACAAUUGUAGAGAGAUUGGAUAGGUGUUUGGCCAAUAACGAGUGGUUGGUUCGAUUUGGGGGUUCUAUGGUGCACCAUUUGACUUGUAGCACCUCGGAUCAUUCACCCUUGUGGAUCUUACCCGAAAAUCUGGUGGUGACUAAUUCAGAGAAGCCAUUCCGGUUUGAAGAGAUGUGGCUGGCGGAGAAAGGGUGUACAGAGACUGUUAAGGCUGAAUGGGGGAAGUGCAGAAACAACACCAAUAAUCCAUCGGGCAUUGUCGGAAAAAUUGAGAAUUGUGGUAAAGCUUUAACAAAGUGGAGCCGCAAUUGCUUUGGUAGUGUCCGAAAAGAAUUGAAGCAUAAACAAAAACUAUUGGCUCAAGCAGAACUGGAAGCUCUUACUACGGGAGUGAAUUUUAGAGCAAGAAUGCUCAAAACCGAGGUUAAUGAUCUUCUUGACAAGGAAACAAGGAUGUGGUUCCAGCGGUCCAGAUCUCUUUGGGCUGUACAUGGAGAAAAAAUUCGAAAUACUUUCACCGGAGGGCAUCCCAAAGGUUGA
This is a messenger RNA of Quercus robur (English oak), 1110 nucleotides long. RefSeq lists its product as uncharacterized. Bases 1 to 1110 code for a protein of 369 amino acids. Gene Ontology annotation, molecular function: catalytic activity. Lineage: Eukaryota; Viridiplantae; Streptophyta; Magnoliopsida; Fagales; Fagaceae. The transcript has a single exon. The record is from RefSeq and is a predicted model, not a curated record.